Rhodotorula graminis WP1 is the source of this 1370-nucleotide messenger RNA. RefSeq lists its product as uncharacterized. The record is from RefSeq and is a predicted model, not a curated record. Bases 20 to 1153 code for a protein of 377 amino acids. Gene Ontology annotation, molecular function: protein binding. The transcript has 5 exons. NCBI's taxonomy places the organism in Eukaryota, Fungi, Basidiomycota, Microbotryomycetes, Sporidiobolales, Sporidiobolaceae. Gene Ontology annotation, cellular component: cytosol. Gene Ontology annotation, biological process: protein insertion into ER membrane.
ACGCGCGCGCACUGCCACGAUGAGCUCGAGUGCGCUGCAGCAGGUCCAGGAGCACCUCAACUCGGGCGACUACUACUCGGCCCACCAGAAGGCCCGCACCACCGCCGUCCGCCUCCUCGCCCCUCCCCGCCGCAACCCUCCCCCAGCCGGCACCGUCCUCCCGUACGACCAGAAGGCCCAGGACGCCGCCAGCCUCCUGUGGGACGCCGCUCGCCGCCUCCUCGAACAGGGCCAGGUCGGCAGCGGCGUCGACCUCGGCGUCAUGCUCGUCGACGACGUCUGGCUCGCCCGCCACGUCGGCUGCGGCAAGGACGAACGCGCCAAGAUCAUCCAGCUCAUCGCCCUCACCGGCCCUGCCGGCGCAUGGAGGAAGACCCUCACCGACGCCAUCUUCACGUGGACGUCAAAGACGGGCUCGGGCCCUGCCGGCGACAUCGACAUCCACCAAUACCUCGGCGAGACGCUCUACAAAGAGCUCGACUACCACCAAGCUUCGCUACACCUCCUCGUCUGCCCGACGCAGGACGCUGCACAGACGCUCGCGAGCGUUCUGUUCGACUGGUCCAAGCUUGACCCGGAGAAGGAGGCCGCCGUCGGUCGUUACGCCGCUCGCGGCACGCUCAGCUACCUCGAGUCGUCGUUCAUCCUCGCGGCGCGCACCUUCCUGUCGCACUUCCUCGCCCUCGCCCUCGCCGCGUACCCCUCGCUCCGCGUCGCCUCGUUCGCCUUCCCCUCGCCCUCGUCCCCGCUCGCCCAGUCGACCACGUCGGCCCCGCCCUCGCCCGACGAGCUCGUCGUGACCAAGCUCGCGUCGCUCAACUUUUGCCAGCUCGCCGUCCGCGCGGCGCAGAGCGGCAUCGGCGAAAACGUCGACAAGGUCAAGGUGCCCGGUCGCGGCGCCGACGAGUUUCGCGUGCAGCGCGGCGGCGGCACAAAGGCGUGGCAGAGCCUCGUCGGCCGGUACGAGCGCAGCGUGCCCUGGCUCAGGGCGCCCGAGGUCAAGGAGGCGACCCAGGCGAUUGGCGAGAUCCACUUUGGCCUCAAGCCGGCGAGGCAGGGCAACCCGCUCAUGGACAUGAUGGCGAGCAUGUUUGGCGGCGGCGGCGGUGGAGGACCAGCAGUGAGCGGCGCGCCGGCGAUCGGCGGCAGGUGAGCGUGCGCGAGGAGGACGGGCAAUUUCGCUCUCUCGCUCUCGCCACCCGAAGGAGCAGCGCAAUGUCUGUUGAUGCAGUGCAGGUCUCUGUCUCUCUAUGAGUGCGAGAGUGCGAGCUGGCGUCGAGGAGCGAGAGGCCCUUCUACUUGCGGCGCGCACCCUUCUUCCGCCCGCUCCGACUGUUCGGGCCCUUGCCCCCUCCUCCCUUGCCGCCGCC